AUGGAGAAGUUGAUUAAUUCAAAAUACAAGAGAGAGUCUAAAAUAAUCAAUGCCGCACAUCCAAGGACCUUCCGAGACUCAACUUUGGUUCCAGAUAAAGACGUUCUGCAAGUGGUCUACGACGUUUAUUCACUGAUAGAAGCAGAUUCCAGUCCCUCAGUUCCUCGCGUUAAUUUGUUGUUCCUACAUGGCAGUGGUAUGAGUAGGUGCAUUUGGGAGUACUAUGUGGCCCACCUUGCUGAUUGUAGACUCAAUUGGCGCAUAGGAAAAAUUGUACUGAUGGAUCAGGUUACUCACGGUGAUUCAGCUGUAUUGAAUGCAGAUAAGCUUGGUGUGAAUUACGAUUGGGUUGAUGGAGCUAGGGACGCAUGUAAGGUGGCUCAAAAUGAAUUCCUUGAUGGUGUGCCUGCAUAUAACGUCGUCAUAGGUCAUUCGAUGGGAGGUUUUCAGGCUUUAAGUUGUGGUAUCUUGGUACCGAACUUAUUCCAACUCAUCCUGCCUAUUGAACCUGUUGCUUUGAUGUACAAUGCCAAGGGAUCGAAUAACGAAUAUACAACCAUACCCAAGAAAUUUUUUAAAGCCUUGAGUGGUAAAACAAAAGAUCACUUUAACAGUGAAUCAGAGUACAUUACGUUUAUGCGGAAGGGUAGUUUCUUCCCAAGGGUUCAUUCAGAGAUUUUAUCGCGGAUCAUCGACUUCGAAAGAAUUUAUCUCCCUGGAGGAGAAAUUAAAACUAAGAUGGAACAACGGCAAAAUCUGCUUUGUUACCUCACUUUGUUUCCAGGCGCAAAAUGGCUUUUGGGCUCAUUGAAGUUCAUGAAAGCACCGGUUGUGAGUAUUGAAGGGGGUAUUUCAAAAUGGUGUCCGAAAGAGAAUCAAGAGACUUUAGAAAGAUUAAUUCCGAAUUACACAAGAGAUAAGAUCCCAGACGGUGAUCAUCUAUUGAAUAUCGAAAUGCCAGAUGAGACUUUGGCUAGAAUUCUUUGCCAUAUCUCGAGGUUUAUCGCAUCACAACCUCCAAAAGACUCCACAAUGGAUCUCAACAUGGAUCAAAGAAGAGGCCGCUUUGCUAAUGAGUAUGCACUUUACUGCGAUUUGAGAGUCCAAGAUCGUCCUUUAGAGCUUUCGAAAUUCUAG
This is a messenger RNA of Torulaspora delbrueckii, 1137 nucleotides long. RefSeq names its product triglyceride lipase (gene LPX1). The record is from RefSeq and is a predicted model, not a curated record. NCBI's taxonomy places the organism in Eukaryota, Fungi, Ascomycota, Saccharomycetes, Saccharomycetales, Saccharomycetaceae. Bases 1 to 1137 code for a protein of 378 amino acids. The transcript has a single exon.